CCGUUUUGCCUUUGCUCUGUCAGCCUCACUGGCUAGCUGCUAGCUGCUAGCACCCGCUCUCACUGCUUUAAUUUUUUAAUUUUCUAUAUUCUGUCCCUUUUCUUUGUAAAUAUACUACGACCCUGGUCAUCUUCUUUCGAUAUACUUGAAUAAAAUGGUCGUUUUGACAAAUGACGAAGAACAGGAUUACAUCCUGAUAGAGGAGCGCAAAUGCGUCUCGCUGCCCUGCUCGCCUGCUAAGCGAGUUUCUCCAGCCAAAAGGAAGCAGUAUUACAUCAAUCAAGCCGUCCGCAACUCUGAACUCACUCCACGCGCCAAAGGCAAAAAGAGCCAACGCCGACAGGAGAACACUCGUUAUCUUGCCAAUCUCCUGGAGAAGGACGAAUGCUCCAAAGACGACCUGGAGGUUUGCAGCAACCCGGCCCUCCCGUCCAUCUUUACUGAGGCCUGUACCAAUGGAAACUACAUAGAGCCGUGGAAUGACUUCAUGAAUUGCUCCGGUGAGGAACAGGAGCGGCUGCUUUCUCUCCUGGAGCAGGAGGGAACCAAUAGGAAAAACGCCAAUCAACUUCUCAAAGACCACAGGAAUGUAUUUCCUGCCUUUUCUGCUCAGGAGUGCUUCCACAGAAUCGAUCGGCGGCUUCGAACGACUCUGAAACGGAAGCAAAUACCCAUGGGAAAGCUGGAAGUGAUCGAGGAAGACCUUCUCAGCUUCUUCAGCGCUGAACCUCACUCAGUUUACACAACCAUCCUCAGUAGCAGUUUUGAGAGGCUGCUUCUUCAUGCCAUCUGCCAGUACAUGGACCUCGUCUCUGCAAGCAUCGACUACAACGGCUCACGUCAGACUGAAGUGAUGAACAAACAAGACGAGUUUCUUCCUCCUGGACUUUUACUGUCUGCCUACCUGGAGAAGAUGAGCUGAGACCUCCUCUUCCUCUAUAAUGUAAAUGUAAAUAGGACGUGGGGUGAAUUUUCCAUCAAUUCUAUCCACAAAGAAACUUCAACAAACAUUUAACUAAACCUUCAACUUGCUUAUCCUUCCAAAACUUUAGAUCACUUCAGUGCAUCCAGUUUCUCACUAGUUGCUGGUUUGGAGCAAAAACACUCAAAACAUUUUUUUAAAUGUUGUCAGUCUCGAAUAACGAUGUUUUUGCAACGACUAAUGAUUACAAAAUGUUUGUAAUCUCUGUUUUGAUUAAUGCCGCCACUUGAGGACGUUUCUAAAGUAGGAUUUAGUCAAACGCUGAAACUGAAAAACGCUUUUUGUCGCGCAUGUCUGACUGGAAACGUGGAAUCAUAAAACGAUAACAGUGAGCUCCUGUUCUUCUCCAAGUGCAGAUUUAUAAAGUUUUAUUCUUUUACAUUAGAGAAGAAUAAAUAUGGACAAAGUCAUACUUUUACUCUAAGCUAUAAAGCUUAAUUAAUUGCAGUAACAAAAGUUAUUUUUGUUCUCAUUGGCCUGUAUUACUUUGACAAAUGUUUUGAUUAUAAAAAAUAUAGUAAAACUUUUUCCAAUUUCAAUGUGACGUUUAUCCUGUUCAACAAAAAAAUAAUGUAGUUGCAUAAAUUUGUGCACAACCUUAACCUAGUACUUUGAUAAAUAAUGUAUUGACUUAGUUUAUGGUUGUUUAUUAAUACUAAUCUAACAGCCUCCCUCUUUUUGGCUUUGAUUUGACUCUUGACUUAAAAUUUUAUCAAAGUGAUACUAUUGUGAUAACAAAAUAAAUUUCUUUAGGAAAUUAGCCACAUAAAUGUCCUGAAGCAGAUUUGAUCAUGUUUAAUUAUAUUUAGUGACGCUUUCAUCAAUAAACAAUGGAACAAACAAUGAAGAAAAUAGUAAAUGAAACAGCAAAUCUGAUAAUACAGCCAGUUUUUAAAAACUGUUUUAAUUUAUUGGGAUAAAUAUAAAUCAAAAUUCCUAUGAUUAAAUAUUUUUCAUGAUAAGCGAUGCGAUAAAUUCUGUGAUCUGGUUCCGACUCGCAGACACUUUAAGGUUUGUUCAUCGUUUCUUCCACAUCAAUAAAAGCAACAGUUUCAUGUAAAAAAAAAAAAAAGGAUCAGAUCAUAACACUGCCACCACCGCGUCAGCCUCACUGAUCAUUUGCCAAUGAUCAGUAUAUCCUUCUAUCGAUGUUUGAUAAAUAUCCAGUUUUGGUAAUGUUACUUCAAACCGUAGUGUGUGUGUGUAUAGUUUCUCUAAAGAAUGCAAAUGAUCUUAGGAAACUGAAUUUCACUCAGGUUCCUCAGAUUUACGUUGUUUUUUUUUUGUGCAUUUAUGUUAAAAUUUGAUCCAAAGGUGUGUAAAAUAUUUGUCUUAAGUGAUUUGCAUACUUAUACCACAUUUUUCCCUCUAAUAGAUUAGUUUUAUUGUACAGGUUAGAUGUCAAAUUAAAGGUAGAAAAUUUUUUGAAAUGAUUCAGCAGCAUUAGUUGUUCUCCAAAUACGAAUAUACAAAAUAUAAACCUGCUUCCUGGCCAUCAAUAGAAAUAUUUUAGUUAUUCAUGUUGAUGUUGCUAAGCAUUUCUCAUAGACUAUAAAAUACAUACAGAAUACAUUAGAAUCAAUACAAGCUCACUUAACGAGUUUAGUUCAAUCUAUAAAGAGGAAGUCAAGCCUUUAAAGUGGAAACCUCUACGCCAUCAUGUAUGAAUAUUUAAUGAACUGAACUUGUAAAGUGUGUCCGUCUGAAUAGAGAAACAAAAAUGAUAAAAGCUGAAGAACUAAUGGAAAGUUUACUCUGAGGUCUGCAGCUGGCUUUAAGCAUGAACGGUGCUAUCUUUGCUCUCAGAUCAAAUGCUUUUCCGCCUGAAACUCUUCUGGAUUUCUGUCAGCGAGUUUCACAGCAUGAGUUUUAGGGAUCCUCCUGUAAGCACAGACAUAUCGCUUAUCAAAGUGACAUCGUCCUCGUUGUUUAGGGGACAUUUAUCCAUCCGUGUCGAUUUCUGGGCGCGGACGCCUUGUUCACACUGGAAAUGUUCUCAUUAACUAUAUCUUCAGAGUUUAUCGAUUCGGCUGCAGACACUGCCACCUGAAACGCAGUCCGGACUUUGAGCUCAGAUCUGUCGAGGUUUCCGAUUACACAGCAGAUCCAGUUUGGACGGCUGGAGCAGCUGCUGUUCUGGUGCUGGUUUCCAGUGUAGACAGAGCAUCUGGGUCGCCUCAGUUAGUCUAAAAGAUAAGGAACUUUAUUCUAUGUUAAAACCUAUAAUAGGAGCCUCCAUGUCUGCAUGCAUUUCUGGAUUUUUUCCCCCCUCCAGCCUCUUUGUUUACACUCAGAUAACAGGUUUAGCAGCUGCUUUACUUUAACUGAUACUAUCAAUUAAUGUAGUUCCCAGUUUGUACAGCAGAGGCAUCAUUUUGCACUUUUGUGAUCCACAUCAGAGGAUUUUUUUAAUGAUUUAAAAAAACACUUUCAUCAACAACCACUCUUAAAACCAGAAGAUAAGCACUUCUGCCUUAUGAACCUGCAGUUUCUAUCAUUUGUCUGUACAUGCAUUUCUAUAUUUUUACUUGACCAGAUCUUGGAAACGUGUACCCAGUUUCUGCUUCUUUUUUACGCUGUUGACAGCAGCAGAAACAAAACUUGAAAUGUUGGUGCAUUUUGUCAACAACCAAAGCGUGUGUGUCUGUUGCAUGGAUACAUCCAACUUCUCAGGCUUUGAAUCCAUCUCUCUGAAUGUCUCGUUUCACAUGUCGUCUGCUCUCUUCACAUGAACCUGGUUCGUGUUCUCUGCAGCUCUUUGGAGGGCUGACAUCUUUUUAACUACAUGUAAUCACGCUGUAAAUAUUUAACUGUCUUGUGCCAAAAUAUGGUUUUUAAAAGCUUAAGCAUCUGAAAGCUGAAUACGUGAUUCUGGAGGAUUUUUGUGUAUAUCUGAUGUGCAUAUUUAUAAUGAUCUCUGCCGCUAUUAAAGGGGAUUUAAAGUGCA
Xiphophorus maculatus (southern platyfish) is the source of this 3929-nucleotide messenger RNA. It is a transcript of the gene r3hdm4, whose product is annotated as R3H domain containing 4. NCBI's taxonomy places the organism in Eukaryota, Metazoa, Chordata, Actinopteri, Cyprinodontiformes, Poeciliidae. Gene Ontology annotation, molecular function: nucleic acid binding. The transcript is spliced from 8 exons. The record is from RefSeq and is a predicted model, not a curated record. The coding region runs from base 155 to 922 and encodes 255 amino acids.